Paramacrobiotus metropolitanus is the source of this 2464-nucleotide messenger RNA. Its product is annotated as thyrotropin-releasing hormone receptor-like. Gene Ontology annotation, cellular component: membrane. NCBI's taxonomy places the organism in Eukaryota, Metazoa, Tardigrada, Eutardigrada, Parachela, Macrobiotidae. Gene Ontology annotation, biological process: G protein-coupled receptor signaling pathway. Gene Ontology annotation, molecular function: thyrotropin-releasing hormone receptor activity. The record is from RefSeq and is a predicted model, not a curated record. The transcript is spliced from 5 exons. Bases 319 to 1701 code for a protein of 460 amino acids.
CUCUUAUGUUGCACACAGCUGCGAUCGGCUGAGCGCAAUCAGCGCCCAGUGAUUGAGAAAAAAAUAUUUUGUUCCUUUGGCAAAACCGUUAGAACAUAGAGUGCAGUCAACAGCCAUUCUUUACGCUGAACCACGUCGAAAUUAUUCACUACACUUUCAUUCACAGCAAUAUACUCUCCAAAACCCCAUCAUGCGUGCAGACCUGCCUGGCAACACGGUGUAAUUCUGACCGCUGAUGGCCACUUUACCGUUUUUCCUCCUUAUUCUGUAACAUCAUUGUGUGAUACAUUAUUUAAUCGGACGAAUCGCGUGAGGGUGAUGGACGCAGUGGAGAGCGGCAGUCAUGCAAAUGGGCCGCACGCUGAUUGGUCAGCGGCUGCGCCAGCUGAUUGGUCCAACUGGACGGAGCCCGCGUCGGGUCCGUGGAACGACAGCGAGCCGCACCAUGAGAUGGUACUGCUGGCCUAUCCCACGGAUUACCGCGUCAUCGCCACCAUCUUACAGGCUCUCAUCUUCCUGGCCGGAGUGGCUGGCAACAUUAUCGUUAUUGUCGUUAUCAGCAAGACCAAGAGCCUUCAGAGUCCCACUUACACUUACCUGAUCUCGCUGGCCGUUGCCGACCUGAUCGUGCUGGUGUCGGCGGUGCCAGAGGCCAUCGUGGUGCACCACAUCGGUAAGCGCUGGCUGGCUGGUCAAGUGGGAUGCUCGCUCUUCAUCUUCUCCAACUUUCUCGGCAUCAACGCCGGCAGUCUCAAUAUUUUGGCGUUCACGGUGGAGCAGUACGUCGCGGUGAUGUGUUCGGGCGGCCGGUGGCGUGCCGUAUUCAGCCGGCAUUCCCGCAUCGUGGUGGCGGUGGUGUGGCUCUUCUCCGUCCUGUACUGCGCCCCCUGGCUGGUCCUCACCGAAGUGCGGCAGGAGACGGAGUUCCCCUUCCGUGAGCAGUGCGAACUGCGCCUCUCCCGGGAACAGUACCUCGGCCUCUUCGGCGCCGACUUCCUGCUCUUCUACGUGAUCCCCUUAUUGGUGGCGGUGCUGGCGUACACCCGCAUCGCGCUCUUCAUGCUCACCGGGCCGCGCGCCUGUCCCUGGGAUAGUCCGCUGGCGUCGCGCGGCAGCCUGACCCAUCCGGACGCCGCGGCCGCCGGGCUCUUCGGGUUGCCGGCGCCGGUCCCGCCCAUCUUCCGGCCGCCGGGCACCCCGUCCACGCCCACCUCCAUCGCGGCGCGCCACACCGCCGUGGAGCCGCUGCUGGUGGCGGCUGCGCGGAAGAAGCUCCUGGCGCACGAGAACACGCUGGUGCGGGCGUCCGGGUCAGCCGCGACCUUUACGCAGCAGCGGAAAUACGUCACGCCACAGUCACGCAAACAGGUGCUACGCAUGCUGGUCAUCAUCGUGGUCCUGUUCGCCGUGGCCUGGCUGCCCUUCCGCGGGCUCCUCAUCUACAACAGUUUCGCCAGUGAACCGUGGAUGGACAUCUGGUAUCUGUUCGCUGCCAAGACGUUGAUUUACUUCAACUCGGCGAUGAACCCGAUUUUAUACAACGUCAUGAGCCGGCGUUUCCGGCUGGCCUUUAACCGUAUCGUCCUCUGCAAAUACAACGCGGCCGUGAAACGCCGCAUCAAACGCAUGAACAACAACUCGAAGAAUUCCACCGCGUCACGCAGUCACGUCGGACAGGAUGCGCUGCUCCUCUACGCUUGACCGAUUACUGAUUGGGAAGAAAGGUCACGGACGCCGGGUCCCUUUCCGCGUCCCGCAACAGGGAAGCGCCGGGUCGCGCUGCGUUAAUCAAAGUGAACGCACAAUUGCCGGCAGCGCCCAAAGGUCACAAGGCGGGUCGCCGCGGCGUCCGCCCGCGGGCGUGAUCAUACGGACGCGUGUGUUCGAAUUAUGAUGGUUUCCGUGAAAAACGCGUGAGUCAGUGUGGGGACGGGCGUGGACGCGCCAACGACUCGCGGGUACAACCGACGAUUAUCAGGGAUUAAUACAAAUUUAUGAUGGAGGGAUUGUUGACAAAUCACGUUCGGCGCACGUGCACACCGCACCGAACUCUUUUGAUUCUGCCAUAUAUAAACGACAUACACGCACAUUACUUCUCUGUACAGCGGUUUAAUCGUUUUAUACGGAACUUGCCAGAAAUGUGCUGGACCGUUUUUACCGGAUGUUGCUCGGCACGGAGGAUUUUAAUUUACGGCACCGCACCGGCCGCUGUGUAAUCGCACGGAUGAUUUAUUUAAUUCAACGUUAAAAGCGUCAGCAUUUUUUUCCAUGCUCAAUGGAUGCCCGCUGGACACAGUGUGCACCCGCUGCGAGGCGGCAGUUAACUGUAUUUCUUAAAUCGAUGUUGACUGUAUUAUUAGUUGUUGAAACAAAAUACACGUAUUUGCCUGUCAAAAUAAUAAACCUCUUUGUGGUUUCAAAAUAAUUAAGGCAAUUACAAUGUCUCGAAUGCAUAAACGGUGUA